UAUAUAUAUAUAUAUAUAUAAAUAUUUAAAAAGUAGUUAAUAAAACCAUUUUUUGUAAUGUCUUUAGCAAGUCUACUACCUCACCCUACUCAAGUAGUUUGGGAUAGAGAAGACGAGGCUAGGGAAGCGAAACUUCGACAGAGACCGGUUUCAGCGUUAGUAAAAGCGGUCGUAAGUGCUCCUCCUUAUGGUCAGCGUAAAGGAUGGGUGCCAAGAAACGAAGAAGAUUUUGGAGAUGGUGGCUCAUUUCCAGAAAUUCACGUUGCUCAAUAUCCGCUUGGAAUGGGAGCAAAAGGCAAAGAAACCACGAGUAAUGCACUUGCGAUACAACUUGAUUCUCAAGGGAAGGUUAAGUAUGAUCUUAUAGCUCGUCAAGGUCAUUCAAAAGAUAAGAUAGUUUAUAGCAAACUAACCGACCUACUGCCGUCCGAAAUUUUGACCGAAGACGAUCCGAGCUUACAAAAGCCAUCUGAAGAAGAGGCGGAAGAAACAACGGAGAGGACAAAAAAAGCUUUGGAAAAGAUUAUCGAAUCAAAAAUUGCUGCUGCAAUGCCAGUGAGGCGAGCUGAAAAGCAAGGACCUGCGCAAUAUAUUAGAUAUACGCCAUCUCAACAAGGUCAAUCAUUUAAUUCUGGAGCUAAGCAAAGAGUUAUUAGAAUGGUAGAAGCGCAAGUAGAUCCCAUGGAACCACCAAAGUUCAAAAUCAAUAAGAAAAUCCCAAGAGGGCCGCCUUCUCCUCCUGCACCCGUAAUGCAUUCGCCAACUAGAAAAGUUACAGUGAAAGAGCAAAAGGAAUGGAAAAUACCUCCUUGUAUAAGUAAUUGGAAAAACGCCAAGGGCUAUACCAUACCCCUUGACAAACGUUUAGCAGCCGAUGGACGAGGAUUACAGCAGGUUCACAUUAAUGAAAAUUUUGCAAAACUAGCGGAAGCUCUUUAUAUUGCUGAUAGAAAAGCAAGAGAAGCUGUAGAAAUGAGAGCACAAUUAGAGAAGAAAUUGGCUCAAAAGGAGAAGGAGAAGAAGGAGGACCAUUUGAGGCAACUUGCUGAGAAAGCAAGAAACGAACGCGCAGGAUUAAAAUCAGCAGCCAUUUUAGAUAAAAAUGAAGAAAUUCGUGAAAGAGAUCAGUUGAGGCAGGAACGGCACAAAGAUCGUGCACGUGAACGUAAUUUAGCCCGAGCUGCUCCAGAUAAGAGAUCGCGUCUUCAACGAGAGCGCGAGAGAGAUAUUAGUGAACAAAUUGCUCUGGGCAUGCCAGCAAAGAACGUUAAUACUACGGGUGAUCAAGCCUUCGAUCAGAGAUUAUUCAAUACAACUAAAGGUAUGGACAGUGGUUAUGGUCAUGACGACGAGUACAAUGUAUACGACAAGCCUUGGCGAGAUGGAAAUUCGAUUGGUUCACAUAUUUAUCGCCCGAGUAAGAACAUCGAUCAAGAUAAUUACGGCGAAGACUUGGAAAAACUUAAAACAACAAACAGAUUUGUGCCCGAUAAGGAAUUCAGCGGAACAGACAGAACUGGUGCGGCUCGCUCUGGACCUGUUCAGUUUGAGAAAGAAGAAGAAGAUCCGUUCGGACUGGAUCAAUUCUUGAAACAGGCUAAAAGAGCUAGUAGCACUACAACGGCUACCUCGACAAAACGAAAAGAUGAUCGUGAGCCAAGAAAAGAUGAUCGGGAUAAGCGAAGAAAGCAUUAGCUUGUCUAAGAACUUAACCAUUUCAAGUUGCUCUAUUACUACAAUGCAAUGCUUCGACUAUGUUAAAAUAGCAUUAUUAAAAAAGUUACUGGAUUGACUCGGAAGAUGAAAAAAGAUAUUUUUUGCGAAAUAAUUGAGUUUUUGAAUAUUGUGCAAUUGCAAUAUUAAAAUUUUAGUUCAAUGACCGAUAUUACAUCCAAUUGAAAUGUUCAUCAAAAGUAUGUUAUUAUGUAAAAAUAGCUC
Ceratosolen solmsi marchali is the source of this 1938-nucleotide messenger RNA. RefSeq names its product Puff-specific protein Bx42 (gene Bx42). NCBI's taxonomy places the organism in Eukaryota, Metazoa, Arthropoda, Insecta, Hymenoptera, Agaonidae. The transcript is spliced from 4 exons. Gene Ontology annotation, biological process: mRNA splicing, via spliceosome. Bases 58 to 1695 code for a protein of 545 amino acids. The record is from RefSeq and is a predicted model, not a curated record. Gene Ontology annotation, cellular component: spliceosomal complex.